GUCUUUUUACUUUGUUUUAUCAAUAAAAUGCGUGAUUCUAUAGGAUUAGCUUACCUUCUGGAUAAUAAGUGCGGCGUAUCGAAAUAUACAUAUCGAAUAACUGGAGGCAUAAAUGCUGACUUAAAUGCUGUGCCAUGGAUGGCAUAUUUUCAUGCAAAAGGAACAUUUUUUUGCGGUGGCUCGCUUGUCAAUCAUUGGUUUGUCCUGACAGCUGCCCAUUGCUUUAAACAUAAUGAUGCCACAAUAUAUGUUCGAUUGGGAGAGAACGAUGCGAGUCGAUUAUAUGAUUGCGAUGAAUAUGAAUGUGCUCCACAGCACUCAGAAUAUUGGGUGGUGAAAAAGUUCACGUACCCGUAUUUUAAAACAGCACGCUAUUAUGAUAUAGCCCUGGUAAAACUUAACCAGAAUGUUGUAUACUCAAAAAGCAUCCAGCCGAUUUGCGUGAUAUUGGACAGGCGAUGGCAAGGAUAUGUAGACUCCAUUCAAAACUUUAUGGUAACCGGUUGGGGCGCAAAGGAUUACACUGAGAAAAGCGAGAGGCUUCAGCUUGCGAAAGUUCCUCAGGUCGACCGUUGGACAUGUCGCUCCCGAUUCGGAUAUAAUGUCGAUCGUACCCAUAUUUGUGCAGGCGAUGGUAGCCAUUAUGUGGGAAAGGGCGACUCUGGAGGUCCUUUGGGCGCAAUGGUGAACAUUGGUCAGUACAGGGUAUUCGUUCAGUUCGGAAUUGUUAGCCAUCUGCGACAACCCUUCUUUGGGGUGUCAGUAUUUACGAAUGUUCUGAGUUACUCAAGUUGGAUUAAUCACACCAUUGUAAACAAUAACAAUUCUUAA
This is a messenger RNA of Drosophila rhopaloa, 831 nucleotides long. Its product is annotated as serine protease grass. Gene Ontology annotation, biological process: proteolysis. Bases 28 to 831 code for a protein of 267 amino acids. The transcript has 4 exons. The record is from RefSeq and is a predicted model, not a curated record. Gene Ontology annotation, molecular function: serine-type endopeptidase activity. Lineage: Eukaryota; Metazoa; Arthropoda; Insecta; Diptera; Drosophilidae.